This is a messenger RNA of Rana temporaria (common frog), 1038 nucleotides long. Its product is annotated as coiled-coil domain-containing protein 17-like. The transcript is spliced from 6 exons. Lineage: Eukaryota; Metazoa; Chordata; Amphibia; Anura; Ranidae. The record is from RefSeq and is a predicted model, not a curated record. The coding region runs from base 198 to 1007 and encodes 269 amino acids.
GGUCUCUUUCCUGCACAGAUCAGAGGCCUGAGCGGCACAGCAGUCUCCCAUUGGUGGAAAGUCUUACUCCGGCCCCGCCUCUGCCUGAGUGCUAUUGGGGAAGAUCCGAGGUUGGAUUUCGGCCCCGCCCCGUCCCGACGUUCCCUUGGCAACCGGAGACGCUUCCUGCAAACGCCGGGCGGAGGAGCGAGGUGGCGAUGGCGGAUCUGGGGAGUCACCGAUGUCACAACUGCAACAUGACGUUCCGCAGCCGAUCCCUUCUGGAGAAGCACCGGGAGAAGUUCUGUAUCGGGAGCCAAAUCGGCGACCCCACUGUACUGCGCUCCCGCUAUGUGAGCACCUCACUGCCGCGACAAGCCGACACACCUGACUUCACGACAAGAGAGGGCGUCGCCCGCCUGAGAGCGCGAGAGAACCGGCUGAGUGAGAGGGAGCGGCACCUGAUGGGCGGAUACGACGGGCCGCCGGAGGGCGUCACUGACAGCAAGGCCUUAAAGAGCCUCACCGAGGAGUUCCACAAACUGCGAAAAUCUCUAGAAGUCUCCCUCCCGCCGCUGCGCUCCUUCCAGGGGGACCCCGGUGGUCUGUAUUGGGACAGGGAGUACCGGGACCGCAUGCUGGAGAUGACCGAAGCUCACGAUCGUCAGCUGGCUGAUAUCCAGGCGAGGAACCGAUCACUGGAAAUGCAGAGAGAAGAGAUCCGCCAGCGCCUCUCCGAGGUGGCCAGCUCCGGGAAUUCCACCGGCCAUAUCGAGCAAAUCCUGCUGGAGCUGAAGGCCCAGGAGGAGAAGAACCAAUUGGCUCUGGAUGCAUUAAAAGACCAAGUCACUCUCAUCCAAUCAGAGAACAGGUACAGUGUGCGGGAUACUCAGCGCCCAAUCACCGUUGUCUAUUCCAGGUCUCCACAUCUGUGGAUUCCUUUUUACAAUUCGCCCAUUAUUCCUUCUAGCCAAUCACAACAGACUGAUGGAUUUCCUGACAUGUUCAUCCUCUGCCUUCACUAUUGAUGAGUCCCUGACCCGGAAGAUGUUUACAAGA